AUGCUGUGCUCCCUUCCGCAACCGGACGAGAAGCACGUCCAGCUUGAGCCCUGCGACAGCGCCGGCUCAGGGAGGCAGCUCGCGGGAAGGCAGAUGCCGCCCGAAUCGCGCAACUUGGAGGCAGCAGUUCAGCCUAGGUUGAUGUUCAUCCAGCAGUUCAGUGGCGUCAAUGCCGUCAUCUUCUUCCAAAACACCAUCUUCAUGGAUGCUGGUUUCGAAAAUGCAGCGAGCCUCGGGUUCUUGGUGAUGCUGGUCCAGGUCAUUAUGACAGGGAUUUCCAUCCCUUUGAUGGACACUGCAGGGCGGAAGGUCUUGCUGCUCAUAGCAUGCUGCGGCAUGACGCUUUGCUGCGUGGGCAUGGUGGUCUUCUUUGUCUUUAGCGGGCCUUCCUGGCUGGCACUUGUGUCCUCCUUCUUCUACAUCGCCUUCUUCUCCCUGGGUCUCGGUCCCAUCCCGUGGCUCAUGAUGGGCGAGAUCUUCCCUGGCAAGAUCCGGACAUCGGCCUCCUCAUUCGCAGCGGCAUUCAAUUGGACUUGCUCCUUUUUGACGACAGAGACGAUCUCAGGGCUGCAGUCACUGAUUGGCUUUGGCGGCGUUUUCGGCCUCUAUGCUGUGGUGCUGGUCUUUGGCGCCGUUUUCGUGGCGACUUUCGUGCCAGAGACAAAGGGACGAUCUUUCGCAGAGAUCGAGGCCAUCCUCAAGAAAGGACGUGGCCGAGACGUGCCGCGCGCCUUCUCAAGAAUGAACGCAGACCAGAUAUAUCGACAGUACGUGAGUGAAGUUCCUAAAGGAGACUUGCCCAGCGGCUGCGGCUGGCGUGCACCGAAAGACAACUCAAUCGCUGAUAUCGCCUUCGGCGGCUUGAGGAGCAAGAAGCUCCUGCGCAAGUCUCUGACACCCCGCGGGGCAACACCCAAGCUCUUCCUGAACGCAGUGCUGAACUCUUGCAGCUACCUGGCGCGUUUCCGUUCCGAUCCGGGUGCACUUCUAUGGCCCCGGCCACUGCCGGCUAAGGUCGAUAUGGCCCUGCGCUGGCAAAUCAAUCAGGGGACGAUCAAGGCAAUUGUGCUUGUUGCGAAUCGUGGGUCCUUUGCAGAAAACGUCUUAGCCGACGAGUUGUCAAGUGGAAUGGCUGAGCCGAGGCUCAGCACAGGAAACAUGACGCCAGAAAUCGUAGGAAGGUCCUGGCAGGCAGCCGCCAAGUACGGUGGUGCCAGUUGCCCUUUGUCAUGCAACAGCUUGAACGUCUGCUUCGAUGGCUUCUUACCGGUCAUGCUCAUGGUCAGUGUCACGAGCCAGGAGGUUCAUAGGGUAGGCGUCUUCUUCACCGGCAUUGACUAUCUGAUGAGAACUGGAGCCCAAAUCGUCCCAACCCGGCACGGUGUCCAAUCUACACCGGGUGCCUUACUGCGGGCAAUGCGGGCAGACAUGCCUGACCGCGACAGCCAGGAGCAAAAUGGUCCAACAUGCCAAGACUUGCGUUGCUUUACCCGCGUCCCGACAGACACCAGAACUGGGCAAGGUAUAACUUUUCACACGCAGGUCUUCGAGGGUGGUGAAAAUCCGUUGGUCCUGCGCGAUGUGGAAGUUCACCAGGUUUAUGUCGUCGUGGGUUGUGGGUACACCGUGGUUGACGACGUGUUGUCGGAGAUGAAGACGCUUGAGGCGUUGAUGACGGUGCCUUCUGGCGUGCAGGCCAGCUUCGCAGCAGAUUGUCGUCGCGGGCUUCUGCACAAUGGCAUAUUACUCGUCAUUGACAUGCUCUGCGUGACAAUCAUUGUCGACGCUUGCCAUGCCGGGAAGAUGUUGGAUAGGGCAUCCGACGAGACGUUCCCGUGCGCAGGGACGGUCCGACAAUAUUGGCAGUUUACAGAAUUGGACCGCACUUGGCGUGCUCAUCAUAUUGGUGCUGUAUUGCCGGGUCAUAGGUAUGUUUGUAUGCCAGCAUCCUUCGACUUCGAAUCUGGUUCGGGUAUGUCCCGUGACAUGACCUGCCUGAUGACCAAUCACGUGUGGUACUUCUCUCGGGGCCAUGUGGACUACGACAAGCUCCGUGCACAUCCGGUCCGAGACUGGGAAGUCUUCAAGUUUUUCCGGGUGCUGCCGCGAUUUCUGGAUUGGCCACAGUGGAAGGCUGUGAAUGUCUCCGUCCUACCGACCCACGGGCGAUCCAAGGUUUUCACGUAUAUCAUGCUCCGAUCCCUCACCAAGGCGGGUCUCCAUGCAUCCCUCGGGAAGCUGUUCGAGGAGGUCACGGAAACACAAGCAGACCUCCGCUCCAGGCUAAGGCAGAAUAAUUACGAAGUUUCGCGGGCCGACUAUGAAACUCUGGUCCUACAGUGCAGCACAGGAUUGGGCAGCAACGGCUAUGCUUCUAGGAGACUCUUCGCCCCCGGCGAGUUUGGCCGCAUUGGCCGCCGAGUGGUACCAAGUGCAGUGGCAGAUGUAGGAACCUGGCAUCGUGUCGGCCGCCAGGCCUGCGUUGGUGCUAUGGGUGCCGUGGUCGCCGCACUUCUCCAGGCUUUCAGCGAGCCCGUGCUCAACCGCGUAGCCGUCAAGCGGCUGCGCGUCUUGGACGCCAUCCGGGAGGUCCGCUUGAUCGACAUCCUCCGGUUCUUCCGGACCGUCCUCGCAACGAAUCUCUUGAAGUUCCCUUUCUUCGAGGCUGUGACUGCUUUGUCAAGCACGUGGACGUCUGUCCCAGUGCCACUUCAGGGCGUCGUUGCUUCCGUGAUGUAUACCUCCGCGACACUGCCUGUGGCGAACUACCGCUACAUCAAGAGCCUUCAACUGAAGGUCAAGUUCAAGAAGCUCUACCAGGCGUACUUCCCAACGCUGCUCAGAGAUAUCAUUUACGGUGUGACCCGCACAGCGUUGAUACGAAAGUUCCACGCGCCCGCGGUUUCGAGUCCAGCAGGUGAUGCUUGGAUCAUGUUCCUCUCUGUCGGGCUGUCGUGUUUGGCGUCGGCCCCCGGGAACGAGCUGCGAGCGUACCGCUUGCAGCCAAAGAAAACCCGUCUGCCCCCGGCGCAAUUCUUCGAGUUGCAGCCCUUCCUUCGUUCAGCGGUGCUCGGAGCCUUGAUCCCAGCCACAGCGAUUGCCUCGGGCCAGUUCCUGGUCGGGGAGGCGGAGGUGCUGCUGAAUUUAUUGCACCUCUCGGCUGUGUGGCUCAUGCCCAAGCUCGUCGCUCCCUUCUUGCUCUUGGCGCUUUGGGUCGUCCUCCGCCUCGAGAGCAGCCGGCAGUACUAUGACCCGUAUGCGCGGCGGCGAAUGCUGCAACGCCUCCGGUCGGAUGUCGUCGUGGUGGACAAAGGGCCCAGUAGGUCUCAGCGGGCUGCGUCGUUUGCAAACACUGAUCCGGCGCUGAUUGUCCAGGCGAUCUCGGAGUCCGAUCCCGACGACGGCGGAAGCGAGAAACCCAGGAGGGGUCCUUCCGGCAAGUCCAGGUCGCCUGACGAUGAUGAUGACGACGAUGAGGAGGCGCCAGCCGCGCCUGGGUUUGCGGAGGUUGCGCGGUUUGUAGCACCGUCCUGCUGCGUCGUCAUUGCCAACUCCUCGAUGACCUCCGUGGACAAAGCUUUCCUCGGUAGGUCCAGUUCCCUGCAGCUGGCGGCCAUGGGGCCUGCCGCCUCGGUUUUCGACAGCUCCUCGUUCCUUUUGACUUUUUUGAACACAGCUACACUCAGCCUGCUUGGCAUGUCAGCAGGGGAUCCGGCAAAGCUGCGGACGAUCCGUUCGCAUGCGAUUUUCCUAGCAACUGCUUCGGGCAUCCUGCUGGGCGGCUUUCUUUGCGUUUUUGCGACUCCGCUCACUCGCUUGCUUGGCGCCAACUCUGCGAUGCUUCCCUUCUCAGUCGCCUAUCUCCAGAUCCGGGCUCUCGGCACACCUGUGGAGCGCGGCACCUCCGUUGCGACCUCCUUCUGCUUGGCGGGGAAGGAUGGCACCACGCCAUUGUUCGUUACUUUAGUCGGCCUCGUGGCAAAUGUCGUGGGUGAUUGGCUGCUGUGCCCAAAGUAUGGCCUGGCUGGCGUCGCGGGCGCCUCUGUUCUGGCCUCGGCGCUGGGCUAUGGAUACCUGGUGACUGCUCUCAUCCAGGCGGAGCGAUGGCCUCGACCCUUUGCGUGGCCGCGGAAAGCUCGGCACAUGCUGCCUUUCCUGCGAUUCGCUGGACCA
This is a messenger RNA of Symbiodinium sp. CCMP2456, 4173 nucleotides long. The record is from the annotation of a GenBank genome assembly. NCBI's taxonomy places the organism in Eukaryota, Dinophyceae, Suessiales, Symbiodiniaceae.